ACCCAUGGGACAACACCCGCUGUGCGACAUGGAGGUGCCUCUGCCUGCAAUCCCGGCAGCACUGAGCAGCCUGGCUGUGGCCCAGGCGUGUGGCAGCCCUCGGCUGUGUGUCUGGGCUCCUGCACGGUGACUCCACGGCACAGCAGUGUGCUGGGAUGCCCCUGGUCCAGCCUGGUCUCGCUGAGCACCCGGUGCUGCCCACACAGCCACGUGCCCCCACCGCCAGCCCUGCUCUGAGUCACACACAGCAGCAGCUCACAGGCGGUGUCGGCUCUCAGCCGUGCAGCAAGGAGUCACGCUGCCCCCUCCCCACCACCCCAAACCCCCCUGGGAAGCACGGAGCGUGCCCAGCACUGCCUCAGAUCACUGGGUCCUGGCUGUGGGAUCCCACACGGAGACGGGGACAGCGGAGUGAGCACUGCUGGUGACAGCGCUGGGACAGGGAAGGAUGUGCUGACCCCCCCCCCCAGGUAAGCAGGGAGCGCGUAGGGGUGAUGCUGUGUAUUAAAUGCAGGAUGGAUGUCCCCCCCAAACCCAGGCAGCACCCCUGCAUGCAAGAAGGACCCUGUGGCUUCAGUGGGGCGGUGGCAGUAGGAUGUCCCCACCAAUGGGGCACUGCUGCUCCCCCCCACGAGGCCUCUCCGGCGCCGGGCUUUGUUCAGCAUCACAGCCCAGCACCGAAAGGGUCCCACACGCCGUCUCCCCCCUCGCACACAGCACGCUGCAGGGACGCAGUGACGAAGGGCUGAGCAGGCAGUUCCCAUGGCAAUGUCCCUACGGUGGCGGGGAGGGACACGGCGCUCUGACUGCGGUGGCUGCGUCCCUGCAUGCAGCAGCCCCCCAGCCACGGGAACACAGUGGAGGCCACAUCCCUCCCCACCGCCGCCCCUCCAUCCCCACUGCCGCCUAUUGGGCGCUGCGGGUGGGCUGAUGUGGGUCCCAAUCCUUCCCGCACAGUGCUGGGUCUGUCCCGGGUCAGGCAGAGCACGGAGUGCCCCCUCCCCUAUUGCGUCCCAUAGGGAUAAGGGCUUUGCUGUCCCAGGCAGAAAUGGGAGUCCCUCUCAGCGCUCCCCAAAAUGGGUGGGGGGGCACAUCUGGCACCGGCACCCCAUCUCCUGCCCUGUGCCCAGAGGAAGGCAGGAUCCGGCUCAGCCCUGUGGGUGCCGUGCCUGUGGGGAGGGCUCCGGUGAUGCAUGGCCCCCCCAGGCCCGAUGCCCACCCUGCAGCCCUCCUGCAGCUGCAGCCGCGGCCCCAGCGUGGCACAGGGGAAGUGGUACGGGGUGCGCUCCUACCUCCACCUCUUCUAUGAGGACUGCACCGGGACUGGCCCUGAUGGGGACACAGAUGGGUCGUCACCUUCCCAUCCCCACGGUGUAUGGCCCUCCAUUAUCUGGAAGGUGACCCUCUCUGCGGGCACUCUGUUCCUGCUGGCGGGAGUGGCUGCCCUGAGCACCGGCUGGCUGGUGCCCCCCGGGCUGGAGGGCAUCAAGGAAGACAAGGAAGAGGAGCUGGUGGUGCUGGACAUGCAGGCCGUGCGCUAUAACCACGUGCCGGGUGUGUGCCGGCUGCUGGGCACGGCGCUGUGCAUCACGGCUGCAGUGCUGGGUGCUGUGGGGCUGCUCUGCUGGGUGCUGGGCAGAGCUUGGGGGGGCCGCCAAGAAGAGGAGCAGCAGCAGCUGUCGCCCAUCCUGCAGAGCAGCCCCCAGGGCCACAUGGUGCCCUUCGGUGCCUCCCAGCUCCACGGUGUCCUCCUGGCAGGAGGUGCGAGGCUGGGUGCACUGCUGCUGCUAGCCCAGAUCCAGCCUGGACUCAACCGGAUCCCACCUUGGAUCCCUUGCUGGCACCCAGAUGGCCGACCCCGGAUCCCAGCUGUGCCACGGGGACUCACUGCGUCAGUGCCAUCCCCCACCUGCAAGGCUGCUGUGCACCAUCGGCCACCGCCAGGUCCCAGCCUGGGACAUCCCAGCAGAGGACUCUAGCUCCUCCACCUGCUCCCCAACCGGCCAUGGGGACAGACAGGCACGGCCACCAGCUGCAAUGCACGAUGCUGCCGGCUGCUUGCAGUGGGAGCUCUGCCCCCAGCACAGCAUCCUGCCCUGCAGCCCCUGGCACGGAGCAGACGUAGCACACUCUCAUUGGUUUCCUUCAUUUUGCUCUU
Molecule: messenger RNA, 2158 nt
Organism: Gallus gallus (chicken)
Lineage: Eukaryota; Metazoa; Chordata; Aves; Galliformes; Phasianidae
Gene: NRSN2
Product: neurensin 2
Exons: 3
Coding region: 1194-1979 (261 amino acids)
Biological process (GO): nervous system development
Cellular component (GO): neuron projection; transport vesicle; neuronal cell body
Source: RefSeq, a predicted model, not a curated record